GAACACACACCCCCAAAACUUCCAUUUCAAACAAUAUUCUCCACUCAAAACACAACAUAUUUCAUUGCAUCAUCGACACACAUUCCAGAACAUACAAGAGCAUUAACCACCUAAUAUCUACCAGUACCUGCAAAAUUAGCACAUUACACAAGUUAUCUACAUUCUCCCAAAAUUCUUAUCACCUACUAUUCCUGUAAUACUAGAGGCUAGAGCAACAAAUGGCAUCAACCAUGUGCAGUAGUAGCUCUUCAUGUUUUGCCUGGAAGAAUUAUAGCCAGAAACAUAGUCUAAAUCAUAGAAUUCAGAAUGAGUUUAUUCAUUCAUCAUCACUUAAUCCACCAGAAACAUCUGUUGUUGAUGAUGGAGCUGCAAAACUUUCUUCUUGUUUAUUGAAGAGAAGAUCAGUAGUUCUGCAAUCUGGGUUGGUGCCACUUGUUUCUUCUUUAACUGCUCUUGGAUUUCCAGAACAGGGUUUGGCUGUAGUUAAACAAGGGCCUCUUGCUGGAAGAGUACCUGGAUUGUCCGAGCCAGAUGAACAAGGCUGGAGAACAUACCGAAGACCAGAUGACAAGUCGGGAGGCCAUGGCGUUGGAUGGAGUCCAAUUAUUCCUUACCUGUUUAAAGUUUAUGGAGACUGGGAUGAGGUACCAGUCUCCAUUGCUGACUUAGGGGGAACAGAAAUCGAUCUCAGGUUUGCGAGCCCCAAGCAAGGCCGCUUGUUUGUUGUAGUUGCUCCAGUCCGCAGAUUUGCAGAUGAACUUGGGGACAAUACGACAAUUGAAGAAAUUGGAACACCUGAGAAGGUUAUUAAUGCCUUUGGACCAGAAGUAAUAGGGGAGAAUGUAGAAGGGAAAGUUUUAAGCAUGGAAGUGGCGGAGCAUUCAGGAAGAAAAUAUUACCAGUUCGAAUUGGAGCCUCCUCAUGUUUUGAUCACAGCGACAGCAGCUGGAAAUCGGCUGUAUCUUUUUUGUGUUACAGGCAGUGGUCUUCAAUGGAAGAGACAUUACAAGGAUCUGAAACAAAUCUCUGAAUCUUUCCGUAUUGUUUGAAAUUGGUGGCAUCGCCCAAGGAAUAUACAAUAUAAGAGGCAACCUACAGUCCACAGACCACAGUAUUGUAAAAUGAACAUGAAAGCUUCUUAAGUGCGGAAUGAUUGUCUAAAUCACUGGCGUGGUUGCAGCUUCUUAAUUAAGGUGUGCGAUGAUCAUGUACUCAUAUUCAACGGCCUGAAAGCUUAAUAUAAUUUAUAGAUUAAAAUUUUCAAUUGAAAUGUAAUUUGUGCACCUAGUAUUAUAGAUAGAUUACAGACUGCGCAAGUUCGAGUUCGAAUUAAGAUGGUGUUUCUACUUUAUACUAUUGAACAUGAUUGAACUAGAUGCAGGAUUUUUUUUUGUUGUUAA
Messenger RNA from Beta vulgaris subsp. vulgaris (sugar beet), 1400 nucleotides. Its product is annotated as psbP domain-containing protein 4, chloroplastic. The record is from RefSeq and is a predicted model, not a curated record. Gene Ontology annotation, molecular function: calcium ion binding. NCBI's taxonomy places the organism in Eukaryota, Viridiplantae, Streptophyta, Magnoliopsida, Caryophyllales, Amaranthaceae. Gene Ontology annotation, cellular component: photosystem II; extrinsic component of membrane; photosystem II oxygen evolving complex. The transcript has 5 exons. Bases 219 to 1049 code for a protein of 276 amino acids. Gene Ontology annotation, biological process: photosynthesis.